GUUCAGUUAUUACAUUCGCCCACGUCCAGGAUAUAUUCACAAUUCGGAAUAGCUGUGCAGCAAAAUAACCAAAAAAAAAAAAAAAAUAAGAAGUGUUCGCUAUGAAAUAUACAAUUGCUCUGUGCUUGGUGUUAGCCGCAGGCUGCAACGCCUUCUAUUCCACCCAGGAUGUUGACUUCCAGCCAUUCCUGACGCGCCAGCAAAAUGCGAUGCGUUUCUUGAUCUCUGCUCACGCUGUCAAUACCCAUGCCGAUUUGGUCAACACCUGUUUUGAUGAAUAUCUCUACAAUCAGCAAAAUGCCAUGUUUAACUACAACAAAUUUUACACCGGCUGCGUGAACACAGCUGAAUCGGAAAAAAAUGAUUUGACCGCCGAGAGUGCUGCGAUACGCCAGGACUUACUGUCUCGUAGCGAUAACAUGUGCGGUGUUCUCAGCAGCUGUGAUAAAUAUGUCGAUGGUCUCGAGUUCUUCGAUUGCUACCGCAAUGCGUCCACUGACAGCUACAAAAUAAUGUUCACACUGAACAGCGAUGCGAAUAUUCAGUUCAAUACGAUUUCCGCUAAGUACGAUAUCAUCAAUUUCGAUCUGAAAACAUGCGUGGAUACUGCUCGUCUGGAUUAUGCACGUGAACUUGAGAAAUGUGAUGCAGAUUUCAAUGCUUGUCUUAAUGGUGGUGCUGAGUCAAGUACUACUGAAGCUCCAAUCGUCACUACCGAGGCUCCAGUCGUCACUACCGAGGCUCCAGUUGUCACUACUGAGGCUCCUGUCGUCACUACUGAGGCUCCAGUCGUCACUACUGAGGCUCCAGUCGUCGUACCGAGGCUCCCUGUCGUCACUACUGAGGCUCCAGUCGUCACUACUGAGGCUCCAGUCGUCAGUACCGAGGCUCCUGUCGUCACUACUGAGGCUCCAGUCGUCACUACCGAGGCUCCAGUCGAUACGACCGAAGGUCCAGUCGUCACUACCGAGGCUCCAGUCGACACUACCGAGGCUCCAGUUGACACUACCGAGGCUCCAGUUGACACUACCGAGGCUCCAGUUGACACUACCGAGGCUCCAGUUGACACUACCGAGGCUCCAGUCGACACUACCGAGGCUCCAGUCGACACUACUGAGGUUCCAGUCGACACUACCGAGGCUCCAGAAUCCAUUGAUACUACAGAGGCCCAGGUAUUCACUACUGAAAAGAUGCCAGAAGAGGACAUCGAUAUGAUGUCGCUGACCUUCGGAAAGCUUAUGAAUAAGCUGAAGCGUGUUUUCUAAACUUGCGUCUGAUUGUAAAGCGAAAUUAGCAUAGUUCGUCAACGCAAGCAUAUAUAUGUAUAUAUAAAAAAAAAACCGUUGAAUUCAUAA
Drosophila mojavensis is the source of this 1355-nucleotide messenger RNA. RefSeq lists its product as uncharacterized. Lineage: Eukaryota; Metazoa; Arthropoda; Insecta; Diptera; Drosophilidae. The record is from RefSeq and is a predicted model, not a curated record.